CGUUGGGAUUCAAUGCUUUUUAAAAGUUUAUUUAAUGAUUAAAAUAAUGAAACAGUGAUGGAGAAAAUGUUUAGUGAAGACUAACUAACAAAAUUCAAAAUGAAGUUCAUGGACAAAUUGCCAACUGUGAUCAGCUGUUGUUUCUGUUGUUUCCUCAGAGCUGGAUCCGUCAUGAUUGGGCUCGUGUCCUUUAUAGCAGGUCUUAUUCUUGCCCCAAACGUAAGUCACUCACAUGGGUACUGGGACCUACAUGGAGCCAUAUUCACCAAGGAGGGAGCCGUCGAGGCUAUGAUCCAAAGUAUUCUGGGCUGUAUUUCUAUUGUACUGUGUGUUGUCAGUGUCUGUUUGGUCGUUGGCGCUCUUUGUAACAUACCAAAGCUGAUUUAUGUCUACCAAUGGGGUGCACUGUUCUACAGCAUGACGGUUUUCGCACUUUUCUUUAUAUUGAUGGUCUACUGUUUGGCUGUACGCGGAAAUUGCGCUGUGGCCGCAGGUUCAUUAGUAGUGAUUAUGAUUCUUAAUGCGUUAUUAACAACGUAUUUCAUAAUUGUGGUAAACAGUCUUCGAAUGUCACUGAUAUUUUUAUCGUCUUCAAGUUUAACUCUUUAAACAUUUUCGUUUGAAAAUGUAAACGUUAACUGUAACCGUUUCUUUACUUAUAUUUCGACGGUUGUUUUUACUAAUCUA
This is a messenger RNA of Hyposmocoma kahamanoa, 687 nucleotides long. RefSeq lists its product as uncharacterized. NCBI's taxonomy places the organism in Eukaryota, Metazoa, Arthropoda, Insecta, Lepidoptera, Cosmopterigidae. The record is from RefSeq and is a predicted model, not a curated record. The transcript has 4 exons. Bases 100 to 609 code for a protein of 169 amino acids.